AUGUCCAACAGCGUUAUCACACUUUACGAUAUCCCCGGAAAUGCCACAAAGGACAAGGCUUGGUCUCCAAACGUUUGGAAGACCAGAUACGCUCUGAACAGCAAACGUAUACCAUACAAAGUAGAAUGGGUCGAAUACCCGGACAUUAAAUCGACUUGCGAGCGCCUUGGCGUCCCUCCCUCCGAAUUUCAGCUGAAGAACGGCAAAAACGAGCCUCUGUACACCGUUCCGUUCAUCUACGAUCCCAAGACCCAGACAUAUGUAUCAGAAUCCUUUCACAUCGCACAAUACCUCGAAUCGACAUAUCCCGAUACGCCCAAACUGUUUCCAGAGGGUCCUCUCAACGGCGCGGCUGCGCUGAACCUGUUUGAGGACGUCUGGAUGGAGAAAUUCCUCACCCCCAUCCGGCCGCUGAUGAUGCUGAAAGUCCAUAACCAGCUCAAUCCUGCGUCCCAACCAUUCUUUCGUGAAACACGUGAGGCCUACCUCGGGAAGAAACUCGAGGACUUAAUGCCAGAGGAUAAGGAGAGGCAGAAGGAGAUGUGGGCUGCGGUGAAAGCUGGGCUAGGAAAGAUCGAUGGCUAUAUGAACUGGAAUGGAACGGCAACAACGUUUUGGAGGGGCGAUGUGAGGUCGUACGCGGAUUUCGUGAUGGCGGCAUGGUUGGUCUGGGUGCAAAGGAUUUGGAGGAAGGGAAGCCCAGAGUGGACGGAAUUGGCAGCGUGGCACGGUGGGAGAUGGAAUAAGCUUGUGAGCGAGUUCGAGAACUGGGAGUAUGCGGAUGAGUUGGAGAAUCAUAACCCCAAGGCAUCUGCGAUGUUGCAGUGA
Stereum hirsutum FP-91666 SS1 is the source of this 828-nucleotide messenger RNA. RefSeq lists its product as uncharacterized. The transcript is spliced from 2 exons. NCBI's taxonomy places the organism in Eukaryota, Fungi, Basidiomycota, Agaricomycetes, Russulales, Stereaceae. The record is from RefSeq and is a predicted model, not a curated record. The coding region runs from base 1 to 828 and encodes 275 amino acids.